Molecule: messenger RNA, 3262 nt
Organism: Plectropomus leopardus (leopard coralgrouper)
Lineage: Eukaryota; Metazoa; Chordata; Actinopteri; Perciformes; Serranidae
Source: RefSeq, a predicted model, not a curated record
AUGGGCCGUGCUCUCUUCAUCUCUUCAUCACCCCAGCUACCAACUUACACAUCUGGCUGUGGGCUGGAGUUCCUGCUGGUUCUCUGUGGGCUCGAGUUUUCCUGGUCCUGCCCCCGUCACUGUAUCUGCUACACUUCACCCAGCACCGUUUCCUGCCAAGCCCAUAACUUCCUGUCGGUCCCUGAAGGCAUUCCCCCUGACAGCGAGCGCAUCUUCUUACAGAACAAUAAGAUCCAUCGCUUACUUCGAGGCCACUUCAGUGCCAACACAGUCACUCUCUGGAUCUACUCCAACAACAUUACAUAUAUUGAGCCCUCCACCUUCCACGGUUUCACGCUGCUUGAGGAGCUGGACCUGGGAGACAACCGCCACCUGCGCUCCUUGGCUGAAGACACCUUUCACGGGCUAAAUCGGCUCAAUGCACUUCAUCUGUACCGUUGUGGGCUCAGUUCACUUCCUAAUAACAUCUUCCAAGGCCUCAGAAACCUGCAGUAUCUCUACUUGCAGGAUAACCACCUGAAGUUCCUACAAGAUGACACAUUUAUGGACCUCCACAACCUAAGCCACCUGUUCCUGCAUGGAAAUCGUCUGUGGAGCCUCAACCAGAACACCUUCAGAGGCCUGCGAGCCUUGGAUCGACUGCUUCUGCACCAAAACCAGAUUGAGUGGGUUGACCGCCUGGCAUUCCACGACCUUAAACGUCUCACCACCCUCUACCUGUUCAACAACACCCUGACAGAGCUGUCCGGACAGUGCCUGGACACGCUGCCCGCAUUGGAAUACCUGCGCCUCAACGACAACCCCUGGUCUUGUGACUGCAAGGCCCUGUCGCUAUGGGAAUGGUUGAAGCGUUUCAGAGGUUCAACGUCUUCGGUGGGUUGCCAGGCACCAGCUGAUAUGGUUGGGAAAGACCUCAAGGAGCUGCGCAAGGAGGACUUUCCCAACUGUUCACCAACUGUACCUAAUUCCGAGUCCAGAGCCCAGACUAACAAUUUAUCUGGCACGGUGAAUCCGUCUAUGAAUCGUGGUGUAGUGGUCGGCUCUGGAGGGCAGACCCACAUAGUGCACCCCUCGAGGCCUGGCCGUUCUCGGAACUGCACAAAGCCUCGUAACAGGGUGAGCAAGGGGAAGGGUGACAAUGAGGUUCACCACUCAAAGGAGGUCAUGGCAGACAAGGAGGAUUCGUCUCCAGAUUUCACAGAUGGGGGCAAACAUGACCACACGUCCCCAGACGGCACCGUCACACGGAGGAAGCACAAGUGCACUCCCCGGACCACUGUUCGCCCCCCUAGUGGGGUUCAGCAAGCCAACAAUAGGGCAACCUUGUCCCAGUCAUUACCACAUGUCUGUGCCCUCUUUGUGGCCUUGAUAACGACAAAUAUUGACUUCAUUCUCCGUUGACCUUCAGAGGGUUCGGCAAAAGCUAAUCACAAAAAACACAGCCCUCAGACCCUCUCUUGCUCCUGCACUACGAGGCCUGUGUGUCUUUUAUGUAUGUGUGUGUGAGUGUGAUUAUAUGUGUAAAUGUUGUGUAGGGAGCUUUACUGUUCAGACCGAAACAGGCAUCAAAGCAUCAAACAUCCACGAAAGAAAAGACUUGCAGCGCUUAAAUCGAAGGGACUGAGCAACAGAGAAUGAUAAAAGGUUAAUGCAGACCAAGCUUGCACUGCCACUUAUGCCACUACGAUUUCAUCUUCAUGUCUCAGUGAUUUUUGACUUCUGUUUUGUUACUCAACUGGAGCUCAGAUAACCAACAUUUGGUGAAAAAAGACAAAAAUAGGAAGAGAAGACUUAUUAGCUGGUUAGAUCUGAGACAGAUAAGCUUGGUGCUCCACCAGGCUUUAAUUUUCAGUUCACAGUAAGUUAUCAUGAAGGUAAAAACGGCAGGUCGAUGACCCUGUAAAGCCUCCGGCGUCAGUUCUACCUUGCUCUCACCCUUUUUCUGCCAAAUGCAUUUUGUCCGAACAAUUGGGCGUAAGUGUUUCUCAUAAAGGAAGAGGUACAGUGUAAGCAUGGCAAUAUCAGACAUAGGAAUGUGCCAUUAUCACAAAAAAAAAUGAUAUCUACAGCCAGGGAUGUUAAUGCGAUAAACAGAGCAACCAUUAGUUCAAACACUGUAUGAAGCCGUAACAAAAUUGUGACAACUACUCUCAACAUUAUGCUGAGUUUUUUUUCAGGUUUCAACCUUUCUGCCUAUUCAACCAUAUUUUUCAUUGGUAUUAGGGGUAAAUUUCUACACACAACUCUGCUUCCAUCUUCAUUCAACACUCUUUCUGUGCAACUGAAUAUUAAGCUGCUAAUUGUUUCAAGAUGAUGAGGACCGCUAUGCGCUAUUUUUCAUUUGCUUGGAAAACAACGUGUGUCACUGGGAGAUCAAGCUGUGAAUAUUGAAAAAGUCUGUCUAUAUCUUGUGUCAGAUGUUGUUCAUUUGAUUUUUAUAAGACACAAAAUGGACCUAGAGACGGAUCCCUGCCGCGGGGCCGACAGGAGCCUUAAAGGUCGAGGGUCAAACGGGGGCUUUCUCAGUUUCCCGGUGAGGUUGUGCUGAACUGAUCCCUUCUUGGCGAGGGCGUACCUCCCUCAUUGAGAAUGUGAGGAACACAUUUUUUUUCUUAAUCACGUAACUUCAAAAGGAAUACAAGAACAAGACUUGAGAAAAAAAAGUGUGUGCGUACCUUCAGUGACUCAUGUCAUCAAUAAAAGAUUUUUAAAAAAACUUUUCAAAUGGAGCAUGGCAAAACAGGGCUCAUGCAAAGAGAUUUAUGCCUCUUAACUGAUGUGAUUGUCCAUGGAUGUUGGGAUCCAAGGCAAAGAUAAUCGCUUCUGAGGUAACAAGGGGAUGCAGAUUGGCAGACGGACAGUUACUGGACAUCCUUCUGUACUUCUGGAGCUUUUGUGCCUCCCUUAAAUCUACUGAUAAGAUGGUGUUUGUAUCAAUGAUGUGAACUAUACUAGUAACAAGAGGACAAGAGGACUUCAUGCAGUGCUGAUAUUAAUCAUUUACUGUCUUACUAUGAGAAAAACAAUAUCAGUGACAUCGAUGAUGAUAACAGGGUUUUCUGCUCCUCCCAUCAGGAGGAGUCUUUCAAUUUUUUGAUUUUCUGGUGAUUCUUUUAUUUACGUAUUUUUCAUGUUAUAUUUUUAGAACCUUUUAUUUGUUAAUGCACAUUUCCUCACCUCCCGAUUUCUUGUUCUACUGUAUGCCUACUCAUCUUCUUUCUUUGCCAUGAUUCAAAUGUUCAGUAGGUUAUCAUCAGAAAAC